UCCCAGGAUUCAUCGGCUAUUCAUUGUGCUUAAUGUACAUGUUUCUGCACCGUGCAUUUAGGAGAUCCCAGAGAAGAAUCCAAAACGGCUGCGGGGGAAAGACCACCAAACAUGCCUACAGAAACACUACCGACAGGUAGCAUGGUGAAGCCGGUCAGCCCUGCCGUCACUUUCACGUCCGCCGUUCCUCUCCGCAUCCUGAACAAAGGACCCGACUAUUUUCGCAGGCAGGCGGAGCCUAAUCCAAAAAGACUGAGCGCGGUGGAGAGGCUAGAAGCCGACAAGGCAAAAUACGUCAAGAGCCAGGAGGUCAUCAAUGCCAAGCAGGAGCCUGUGAAGCCGGCAGUGCUGGCAAAGCCACCGGUCUGUCCUGUGGCCAAGCGAGCACUGGGGAGCCCCACCUUGAAAGUCUUCAGCAACAACACGAAGACCGAGAGCGGUGUCCAGAGAGAAAAUCUGAAACUCGAGAUUUUGAAGAACAUCAUCAACAGCUCCGAAGGCUCCAGCUCGGGUUCAGGGUAUAAGCACGGUCCCCGAAACUGGCCGCCCCACAGAGCUGAUUCGACGGAGCUGAACCGACACUCGUUCGCCGAAUCUUUGAAGGUUUACCCCACGCAGGGCCGUAGCAGCCCGCAGGAGAGCAGCUCCAACGUCAGCAGAAGGCUCCUAGAUCAGUCGGCAGAGACUUUCUUGCAUGUCUCUCACAGCUCCUCAGACAUUAGGAAAGUAACUAGUGCAAAGCCCUUAAAAGCAAUACCCUGCAGUAGUUCAGCCCCACCUCUGCCUCCAAAACCCAAAAUCGCUGCCAUCACCACCCUGAAAUCCCCAGAGAUUGAGGCAGUUGAGUCUGGAUGCGGAGUUAGUAGAAGACCCUCCCUACAGCGAUCAAAAUCAGACUUAAGCGACAGAUACUUUCGUGUCGAUGCAGAUGUUGAGCGAUUCUUUAACUACUGCGGACUGGAUCCUGAAGAGCUUGAAAACCUUGGGAUGGAAAACUUUGCAAGGGCUAACUCUGAUAUUAUAUCCCUCAACUUUCGCAGUGCAAGCAUGAUUAGCUCAGACUGUGAACAGUCUCAGGACAGCAACAGUGACCUUAGAAAUGAUGACAGUGCCAAUGACCGUGUGCCAUACGGCAUUUCUGCCAUUGAAAGGAAUGCCAGAAUCAUCAAGUGGUUAUAUAGCAUCAAGCAAGCUAGAGAGUCACAGAAAGUGUCCCAUGUGUGAGAGAAAAUCCACCACAGAAAAAGCAAGGACUGUAUCUUUGUCUGUGAAUAUUCAGUUGUGAAGGGUUGUGAAGUCUACUUGAAGUCUUGUACACUUCUCAAAUCUCUUUGUGUUGCUUGUUGUGCAAUGUUUCCAAGUUGCAUGCCUGUCAACAUGUGAGCUGACCUGGCUUCCACUUGAACAAUAACUAACUACAAAGCCUGGCUGAGCAUACACAUUAUCUGCCAAAAGUUUAAGACAAGAAUCUAAUUAGGGCUUCAGUAUAAUCAAAGUGUUUACAUGGAAAGGUUAUAUGACUUCUUUGGUAUUUAUGUGGUACCUUGUGGAUUUUAUAUGUCACUUUUUGUCUUAAUACAGAUAUUGUCAACUGAUGUUACUAGCUUCUAAGUUGAAACAGAAUCCCUUUGGGGGGGAAGAAAAGCAAAAUUGGCCAAAAUAAGAGGUUUAGGCAUACGACGAUAGGCAAAGCAGCCUUAUCUCUUGUAGAAAGUGCAUUAUUGGCAAAUGUAAAACUGUUUCUAAAAGGCAAAGAAUGUUACGUUCUUAAAUUAUGUAUCGUUGUUAAACUAUAUAUCCCUACUUGUUUAUAUCCCUACUUGUUUCUUUUUUCUAGGGAAGCUCCCUCAGUUUCACAGCAGAAGUAGUCUAGUGAAUCUACUUGACCUCUCAUAAACUAAAUGAGUCUUGCAUUUGGGUUGGUGUAAGCAUUUUAAUGAUUUUGUUUUACCCUGUUGGAAAAGCUUAAAGAAGGUUGGAAUCAACAGAUGAAAACAUUAUAGUGCGGGAUUUUGCGGGUUUGGUUUUUACUCAAGGAUUCCUGGUCUUAAACUUUUGACAGGAAUGAUUAGAUCCUAUAGCUGAUAUUGAAUGCCUUUAUUAGUCAAACACAUUGUGACUACAAACUCCAUGCUGUCUUUUAAUUUUUUUUGUAGACCUAUUUGAACAGUUAAUGAACAAAAAUGGAAACACACAGCCAUAUCAAUAUAAAGCCUCCUAUUCUGAAGUAAAUACACUCAGUAGAUGAACUAUAUCUGAAAAAUUGUGAUUAUGUUGUCUUGCUUAUGUUAUAUCUAAGGCUGUGAAAGUUUGUUACAGCUCUAGGGAAGUGUAGAAACAUGACAGUAUGUAGCUUUUCUUUUUUUUUUUUUUUUUUUUUUUUUUUCCUCCUUAUGAUGGUUAGUGCUGCAGGUCAACGUGUUACAAAUCUUUUGACAAUCUGUGUCUUCCCAGUGGUUUAAUUAACUGUCAUUUCAACUGACAGUGGUGGUGUGGUAGCGGAGAAGUUGAAAGUACAGUGGUCUGCUUCAUUAUUAUUGUAUACAUGCUUUGAAGUAAAUUGCAGCACUACCUUAUACUCCAUCAGCUAAUAGGAAACUUUUUUAUUGUGUAAAUGCUGUAAGACUUUGUAUAUACUUCAGUUGUUACGAAAUCUUUAAAAGGAAGAGUGUUAUGCUAAUAAAUAGCUCCUGGUGCAGGUAUGGUAGGUUUUUUGUUCUUUUUUUUACCCCUCCCAUUCUUAAAACUAUAUCGGGAACUCAAUUGCAGUGUGUUUUAGUGCUGUAGGUGGUCUUGGUUAAAUAAUAGUUCUGGUAAAAGGUUUCUUUUACUAAAGUGCUUUUCAGAAUAUAAUUUUUUAUAAAGUAACUAUAGCAGCAUGAUCUGUCUGAAGAACUAGAAGAGAUUUUCAAGACUCCUAAAAUAGCUUGCUUCUUCCUUACCUAGCAAUGUUACUGUUCCCGUUUAUAGCAUCUGUUCAUAAUGAAUCACCGCAGUCUUCUGAAUUAUUCUUCAGUAGUGCUUAUUUAUAUAUUUGAAUAUUAAAGAUGUUUUACAAAGUCGGGUUCUAUCUUUUCUCUAAGAAGCCUGUAGCCCAACUUCUUACUGAUAGCCACAGUUAAUGCAGGCAAGCCUAGAAGCGGAGCCACGCGGUCAUUUGUUGCCUGUGGAAUUAUCCUACAUCAAGUUUUAUAUAAUUGUUUUCCAAAUGAUUGUUCGUGGGGAGAAAAAAAGCACACAUUCAGUUUCAGGAGGCUACUCUAUGGUUUUUACAGUUGGCUUCACAACCUAAGACUUACAGCAUUCCUAGUUC
Molecule: messenger RNA, 3313 nt
Organism: Pelecanus crispus (Dalmatian pelican)
Lineage: Eukaryota; Metazoa; Chordata; Aves; Pelecaniformes; Pelecanidae
Source: RefSeq, a predicted model, not a curated record